This is a messenger RNA of Aspergillus homomorphus CBS 101889, 1181 nucleotides long. RefSeq lists its product as uncharacterized. The transcript has 4 exons. The record is from RefSeq and is a predicted model, not a curated record. Lineage: Eukaryota; Fungi; Ascomycota; Eurotiomycetes; Eurotiales; Aspergillaceae. Bases 31 to 837 code for a protein of 268 amino acids.
UCCCCCCCCCCCCCCCCCCCCCUCCCAAUCAUGUUCUGGUUUCUCUCUCACCGCCGCCAACAACAACAUCAACAACAGGCCUUACUCCCGUUGUUUUCUCUCCUCUCCUCGGCUUCACCUUCCUCUGCGUCGUCCAGCUCCAGCCUCCAAAUACGUAGAGUCCUAAAAGCCCCUGGCCGUCCGAUUGCCAUCCGCGCAGACCAAAUCACCGAUACCAAGACCACCCUGGUCGUGCGCCCGCAAGGCGACGCCCAAUCUGCCGUGGCAUACAAGAUCGAGGACCUCGACGGUAUCACCCUCUUCACCGCCACCGGACGCAAGUUCUCUCACCGUCCCUGCCGCGAAUUCCGCGACGCCUCGGGACUCCCGCUAUUCGAACUGCACCGACGCCUCUCCUUCCGCAAUAAUUGGUCCGUCACGCUCCCGGGCUCCUCCCGCAAAGACAAAACCUACUCCCCACUUGCCACGGGGUCGCGGCGUCGGGCAAGUCGUCGGUCUGCCGCUUCCUUUGGCUCGACUACCCGCGGAGGGAACUUCACUAUCACCUUUGAUAACGUCGCCGCCGUCGACGGCAAACAGCCCGAGGAACGUGUAUUGACCCUAGAGGUGCAACGGCAUGGGAAUGUUCUCGCUCUGUUCGACAUCGUGGAUGGGGACCGCAAGAUCGCCGAGGUGAGGGAGAGUAUACGCCAUAACGAGAAGCUGGCUUUGAUGCCGGCCUCGCGCGUGGGCUACAGGCCUGUGUUGGAUGUUAUUGUGACACCCGGGGUGGAUCUGGCUCUGGUAGCGACCAUUGCGGUCAUCGCGUCAGACACGGUGUUUGCGUCGAAUUAUUGAUCCCGUGCUGAGGAGCAUGAAGGCGGAGAUGCUUUUUGGAUGACGAUGACGACCAUGAUUCUAACGACCGACUUGUUGUAAUGCAAUUUUGGAUUUCCUUAUCGUGGACGGGCGUUAUAAUUGACUGCACAUUGAGCAAUAACAUGUCUUUUUUCCCCUGCCAGGCGCUGGGAUUGCCUCCGGAGUGUCGGGCAUUUUCUGCUGGUUUAAUUGUCGGGGGUAUUUUGUCUCCGUUUGUGUCGAUAUGAGUUGAGAAUGGCAAAAUCUGUAUUAUGUUCGUGCCAUGUUCAUCCAGAAGAAGUCAUACUAUUUCACGGAUGCGCUCAAGAUUUCGACGAGCCCCC